UGCUCAUGGUGAUAGUGAUGGUGCUCAUGGUGAUAGUGGUGGUGCUCAUGGUAGAAGCCGUGGUGUUGGUGUCAGUGGCAAUGGGGAAGGACGUAAAAGUAAACGUAGUAAUGACGGUGGUGAUAAUAGUGUUAUUGAAUAUGGAGGAGGUGAUGGUGGUGAUGGUGACGAUGACUGUGGUGGAGAUGACUGUGCUACAAGGAGUGGUGGUGGAGGUGAUAGUGGUGGUGGUGAAAACAAAAAACAAAAGGCCAUCGGUAUCUCCAGCCCUAGAAAAUGGCCGCUGACCUUCACUGUCCACAAUGACGAAGGGAAACUGUCCAGGGUACAGUGGAGGCGAGGCAAACUUCAUUUUCAUGCUUUCGACGCCAGCUCCUUGGACGCUGACAUAAGUAUCAAGCUGUCGAGGAUGGAGCUGAAGAUCCUGUGUGACCGGCCGGAGGUGUUCCUGGAGCUGGGUGUUGAGGGGCGCUGCCUGGGCCGUGUAUACAUACAGCUAUGGUGGCACCUGCGUCGUGCCCAUCACUUCCUGGCACUCUGCCUAGGCACUCUGGGACCCUCGUAUGUGGGUUCGAACUUCAAGAAUGUUGUUAAUAAGGGUGAAGGGAAGGAGCACGUGCAGGCAGGAGAUUACAUAACGCCAGACGGAAGCAAGAGUGGUCAAGGCCUCAUGGACAAUCUGGAGUGGGGCGGAGAACACCGCGGGAAGGCGCGGGAGGGCGUGGUGGCUGGCGCCAGCUGCGGCAGCCAAAAUCUAGACGCCUGCUUCCUCAUCUGCACCAUCGCCCACCCCGACCGACACUUCAAGUGCCCUUUCGGCCAAGUCGUGUCUGGCCUCCGCCUGGUGCGUCAAGUUGUUAAUAUUGACCCCAUCUCCCAGGUCACCAUCACGGACUGUGGCUUUGUGACCUUGUGACCCCUGGCUUAAUGACCUAAUGAACCUUGGCUUAAUGACCACAUGACCUCUGGUAUAUUGACCUCAUGACCUCUAGCGGCCCGACUCGGUGCCUCAGGAUAAAUGUGUUGUGUCACUGAGGGGAACAUAUUUCCUGAGAUACUUCCCGAUAACACCAAGAGCUUGUGCAAUGUUUAAAACUUUCCUCCUAUGAGAUGUACACUUUAGAACACAACACACACAACUAUUUAAAAGUUGGUAGCACUUUUGACGUUCCUUUAUUGACGAGAGAACCAGUGUGACCUAUAAGAGUGACCUACAGUGUGUGUGUGUGUGUGUGUGUGUGUGUGUGUGCUGGCCUGAUGACCUAAAGUGUAUCCCAGGUGUGACAAAGUUUUAAUUAAUACUUAGUAAAUUAAUUCUCUACAUGUAUAUUUCAUUAUCUCUUAUUCAUUUACUACACGAUUUAUUUACUCAAUUGUUAUUCACUUAACUAAUGUUCUACAAUCAUUAUUUAUUAUUUAAUUCACUGUAUUAUUAAUUAACUAAUUGUCUUUUUCAUCAUUUGCUAGUAAUUUAUUGUACCUCUUUAUAAUUAAUUAGAAACUUAUUUUGUAUAUAUUGUUGAUUUAUUAAAGAUAAGACGUGUUCAUUAUCAAGGAGUGGACACAGGUGUACACAGGUAGCGAGUGAUGGUUUACCUGAGCCAGAGUUAAUGACUACAGGUAACACACACACACACACACACAGUUUCCGUCUCCACCUCCUCCGCCGACUCAAGUCCCUCGGAGUUCC
This is a messenger RNA of Homarus americanus (American lobster), 1690 nucleotides long. Its product is annotated as peptidyl-prolyl cis-trans isomerase 2-like. The coding region runs from base 410 to 916 and encodes 168 amino acids. Gene Ontology annotation, molecular function: peptidyl-prolyl cis-trans isomerase activity. Lineage: Eukaryota; Metazoa; Arthropoda; Malacostraca; Decapoda; Nephropidae. The transcript is spliced from 2 exons. The record is from RefSeq and is a predicted model, not a curated record. Gene Ontology annotation, biological process: protein peptidyl-prolyl isomerization.